AUGCCUUCGCAACAGCAACAGCAUCAUUCCGGCCAGCGCCAGAGCAGACACAGAUCAACGCUGUCGCUGCAAAAGACGGAGAUCAAAAUCCACGUCUAUGACCUUCUCCCGCCCGGAAGAGUCGCUUCCGUGCUGUGGACUUUAGGGGCCUCGCUGCUUCACUCAGGAGUAGUCAUCAACGGUCGAGAAUACGCGUACGGCGGGCAUGAUAAGCGCGGAGUCACCGGAGUGUACUGGACUAAGCCCAGGACCGAGCCCCCAGGCGGCACCUUCAAGUGCGAAAUCCUGCAUGGCUUUACGCUGGCCACGUCGGAGGAGAUAGAUGCGGCCCUGCGAGACGCCUCGGAAGAGUUCCUCGGUACUUCGUACAAUCUGCUCACGAAGAACUGCAACCACUUCACAUCGUAUCUGUGUAAGAAGCUGACGGGCGAUGCCGGCCCCGGGUGGCUGAACCGAGCCGCGAGCAUCGGAGUCGCGCUGCCGUGCGUCGUGCCGAGGGAUUGGAUCGAGCCCCCGGAAUACGUGAGCGCCGACGGCGAGCUGGUCGACGAUGACGACGACGACGAGCAUGCGGACGAACAAUCACGUAUGCUCGGGCAGCACAGGCCGCAUCUUCUUUCGGAGCGUGACAACGAAUGGAGCAGCGACGACGAGCGCCGAAGAGGAGGAAGCGGUAAAGGAAAGCAGAUUCUUCGGGACACGUCGGGCAGACAGCUUCCAGCCGCGGAGAGGGCUAUCCGGCCUUGA
Molecule: messenger RNA, 747 nt
Organism: Trichoderma citrinoviride
Lineage: Eukaryota; Fungi; Ascomycota; Sordariomycetes; Hypocreales; Hypocreaceae
Product: DUF862-domain-containing protein
Exons: 2
Coding region: 1-747 (248 amino acids)
Biological process (GO): protein deubiquitination
Molecular function (GO): deubiquitinase activity
Source: RefSeq, a predicted model, not a curated record